ACUUCACUCCAAAAGUGGGGUGUACGUACUUUUAGCUAGACAAUUUGCAGAAUCAUGCAUGAAUUCUCUUGUUUGUUACAAGGGCACACCAAUUUUGUCUAAAAUAAAUUGAUUUCAAAUAUUUUGCAUUAGAGAGGACAAUUGUUUGUUGACUAGCUACAUUAUCCCUCUUCAUAGAAUAUGUUAAAAUGAUAUUUGCCCUUUAGGAACUUUUUUGAUUCUUCGUUUUAAAUUUUUUGCUCAAAAGAAUACUCUUUUGUUUCUCAAGUUGAAUGUCACUUUUAUAUAACAAAUUAUGUUUCACUAGCUUUAUAAGCCCAAAAAAGUUCUUUGUAAUCGUACAGCAAAGUAUGCAUUAGUUUUUCUUUUAUGUAGAGUGUUGUGGUAUUUCAAUCCUUAACUGAACCUAAGACUAUGAGCUUUAUUGUCUAAUCAUGUUAUGUUAACACUAUGUAUUUAAUAGUACUAUAAUAGGGAGGUUAGCAUACAAAGAAUAAAUAAUUUACAAAUGAUAAGUUGGAUAUAUUUUCUUCCGUAUAAGUGUGUGAUUGCUUGUAUCAGUUAGAAAUGAGAUUACAGCUUUUAUGACCCAAUUAUCUAUGCAUGGCCGGUGUAAAUAAUUUUUUGAUACUAUCAAUUGAAUAUUAACUUGUGAUGGUAAGUUAGAUAAACAUUUUUAUCAAAGUACCAAUUAAUGUCCACCAAAGGAUGUGAUGCAUCGGAUGAGGCUGCUCCUCCCUGAACCUGAGAUCUUGGGUUUGAGCGACGGGUAUGGAAAAAUCCUUGGUAGGGAGAGCUUCCCUGAAGAAGCCAUACGCGGAGAGAAUCCGAAUUAGUCGGGCUCCAAUGCGGAUAUCGGACACUGGAUGGAAAAUAGGAAAAAAAAAUAGAGAGAUUGUGUAAUCUUCUAUAUUGUCAAUACAUAGAAAUUAUAUUCUUUCUUUGUAGAACUCUUCAACUAUUUUUUUUUGAUAACUGAGGUAUCUAGGUCAAUUUGCACGCACCUCAAUUAAUUUCAUGAAAUACUUGUCACCUCUCACCAUCUACCCUUCGACUCAUUUCUUAUCAGCGCAGGUUUUUGUAGUUUACGUAGCUCAAUGAUUAUACAUUUGAUUAAAGAAACAUAAUUAAGACCUAAAAUAAAAUUAGAAAACCCACUUGCAAGCAUAAUCCACUGUAAUCAGCAGAAAUCUAGGGCUAAAUCAGUGUCUAACCACUACACUUUGUAUUCUCAUGCAAAAAAGUCGAACAAAAAUUGAUUGGAUGAGUCAAGCUUGUUUUGUUCCUACAUAUACCCCUAAGAAAAAUAAAGAUAGUAAAAUGUAUUUACGUGCAAUUAUAGUCAAACUGACCAACUCCAGUUGUCCUUAACCUUCCAAAAUAGUGAGUUAUUAACUUUCUUAGGUAUAUACAAUUUUACAGCUCACUGCCUUCACUAAACUAAUAUUAAGAUAAGUGAUAUCAAUGGGUUUUCCUUGUCCCUAUAUAAAUUGACAUCGUCGUUGAAGCUACUCAAGUUCAGUAAGAGAAAUUUUGUGUUGAGAGAUUAAGGAAUAGAGUAAAAUAAGUGUAAGAAUGUUGAUGAGUGCACUGAUAUUGUUGGUUCUACGUGCGUGCAUGAUGUUAGAAGCACAACUUCAAGUGGGAUUUUAUGAGAAUUCAUGUAGUAUGGCUGAGCUCAUAGUGAAACAAGAGGUCACAAAUGCCUUCUUUAAAGAUAGGGGAGUGGCUGCUGGCCUUGUUCGCAUGCAUUUCCAUGAUUGCUUCGUUAGAGGUUGUGAUGGAUCGGUGUUGAUCGACUCGACUCAAUCAAACGAAGCAGAGAAGGACUCACCAGCAAAUAAACCGAGCCUUCGAGGUUUCGAAGUCAUUGACAGUGCGAAGACCAGGUUGGAAUCUGUUUGUCAAGGAAUUGUUUCGUGUGCUGAUAUACUCGCUUUUGCAGCUAGGGAUAGCGUAGAGAUAACUAGAGGACUUGGCUAUGAUGUUCCAGCUGGUAGAAGAGAUGGCACAAUCUCAUUAAUUACUGACACAAGAAAUUUGCCCACUUUUACAUCUAACGUUGACCAGCUCAUCCAAAACUUCAAAAAUAUGGGACUCACCCAAGAAGAAAUGGUUACUCUCUCUGGAGCACACACCAUUGGUCGAUCUCAUUGCGGGUCCUUCAGAGACAGAUUAUACAACUUCAGCUCAACGACAAGCCAGGAUCCCAGUCUGGAUCCAGCCUACGCAGCCCAGUUGAAGAAGCAAUGUCCACAAGGCAGCACGGAUGCAAGUUUGGUGGUUCCAAUGAACCCUGCAAGCCCAACUGUCACUGAUGUAGGUUACUACACUGAUAUUCUGGCUAACAGGGGCUUGUUUACAUCCGAUCAAACUCUUCUCACAAAUCCAUCAACAGCUAUCCAAGUAACACAAAAUGCUAGGAAUCCAUUCCUCUGGAAAAGUAAAUUUGCUAGUGCGAUGGUGAAGAUUGGCCAAAUAGGUCUCUUGACAGGCACAGCUGGCGAGAUCCGAGCUAACUGUAGAGUCAUUAAUAGCUAAACAAAUGUUAUAUAUCACUGUAUUCUAAUCGGGGACUGUUCCUUUCAAGCUGGAACUUUCACACCGCUCUAUCUUCUUAAUGGGAAAUAGAUUAUGUAUUGCUUCACUACCCUAUUAUGACAUUGUCGCAAUUCCAGAUAAUUUGAUCUUUAGCAA
Molecule: messenger RNA, 2697 nt
Organism: Capsicum annuum
Lineage: Eukaryota; Viridiplantae; Streptophyta; Magnoliopsida; Solanales; Solanaceae
Product: peroxidase 5
Exons: 4
Coding region: 1576-2541 (321 amino acids)
Biological process (GO): hydrogen peroxide catabolic process; response to oxidative stress
Cellular component (GO): plasmodesma; plant-type cell wall
Molecular function (GO): heme binding; peroxidase activity
Source: RefSeq, a predicted model, not a curated record